AUGAAGUUCAACCUGCUGGACAUCCUGACUCUUUUGGCAUCCACGGCCCACGCUUUCGUGCCUGGAAACCCAAUUGAUGUCCAGUCUCACCUCAUCUCGGAUCCUCGUGAGGUUGCCGGCAAAGAGUACGACUAUGUCAUCGCUGGUGGUGGCUUGACCGGUCUCACAGUUGCAGCAGAGCUCAGCGCAAACCCCAACAUCAGCGUCCUGGUCAUCGAGAAAGGAUUCUACGAGUCCAACAAUGGCCCGAUUAUCGAGGACCCUAAUACCUAUGGUGAAAUCUUCGAGACCACCGUCGACCAACAAUACUCUACCUCCGAACUCGCGAUCAACAAUAUGACCAUGCCCAUCAAGUCCGGCAAGGGACUAGGUGGCUCGACGCUGGUCAAUGGCGCCUCCUGGACUCGUCCUGACAAAGUGCAAAUUGACUCAUGGGAGAAAGUCUUUGGCAUGGAAGGAUGGAACUGGGACACUGUUUUUGAAGCCAUGAACAAGAUCGAGCGAGCCCGCCCUCCUACCGCAGCUCAGAUAUCCGCAGGACAUUCUUUUGAUCCGUCGUGCCAUGGCUUCAACGGCACUGUCCAUGUCGGUCCUCGUGAUGAUGGAAAGUCCUUCUCUCCCAUCAUGCGAGCCUUGAUGAAUACCACAUCCGACUCUGGUGUCCCAACCCAAAGAGACUUGCUUUGCGGCCAUCCUCGCGGAGUUUCCAUGAUCUACAACAAUGUUGACGAUGAUCAAGUUCGUGGUGACGCCGCUCGCAUGUGGCUUCUUCCCAACUACCAGCGCAAGAACUUGAACAUCCUGACUGGUCAGAUGGUUGGAAAAGUUCUGUUCGAUGACUCCGGUCUCAAGGCUACUGGCGUCAACUUUGGCGUAAACAAGGCUGUGAACUUCAAUGUUUCUGCAAAGCAUGAAGUCUUGCUGGCUGCCGGCUCCGCCAUCUCCCCUCUCAUCCUCGAGUACUCUGGCAUUGGACUAAAGUCUGUUCUUGACAAGGCCGGCAUUGAGCAACGUUUGGAAUUGCCUGUCGGUCUCAACAUGCAAGAUCAAACGACCACGACUGUGCACUCUCGUGCCAAUGCCCAAGGACAAGGACAGGCAGCCUACUUUGCCAACUUCACCGAGGUUUUCGGUGACGAUUCCUCUCACGCCAUUGAACUCCUCAACAACAACCUCGACAAAUGGGCCGAAGAGACCGUUGCCCGCGGUGGAUUCCACAAUGUGACCGCUUUGAAGAUCCAGUACUCAACCUACCGUGACUGGCUUCUUGAGGAAGACGUUGCCUUUGCAGAACUCUUCAUGGACACACUGGGUAACAUCAACUUUGACGUCUGGGAUCUCAUUCCUUUCACUCGCGGCUCAGUUCAUGUUCUGAGCAACGAUCCCUACCUCCUCCAAUACGCCAAUGACCCCAUGUUCUUCCUCAAUGAGCUUGAUCUCCUCGGUCAAGCUGCUGCUACCAAGCUUGCUCGUGAACUUUCAUCAAAAGGCGUCAUGAAGCAGUACUUUGGUGGAGAAGUGCUGCCCGGAGACAAGCUGGAUCAAGAUGCCGACCUGGACCAGUGGGUGGCCUACGUGCAGCAAAACUUCCGACCUAAUUACCAUGCCAUCGGAACUUGCUCGAUGAUGUCGCGGGAACUUGGUGGUGUUGUUGAUGCCAAUGCCAAGGUCUAUGAUACUCAGGGCCUUCGUGUUAUCGAUGGAUCUAUCCCACCCACUCAGGUGUCUGCUCAUGUCAUGUCCGUGUUUUAUGGUAUGGCAUUGAAGAUCUCCGAGUCUGUGCUGGCCGACUAUGCCCGUUCAUCGUAG
This is a messenger RNA of Penicillium olsonii, 1809 nucleotides long. The record is from the annotation of a GenBank genome assembly. Lineage: Eukaryota; Fungi; Ascomycota; Eurotiomycetes; Eurotiales; Aspergillaceae.